This is a messenger RNA of Naegleria gruberi, 1638 nucleotides long. RefSeq lists its product as uncharacterized. Lineage: Eukaryota; Heterolobosea; Eutetramitea; Acrasida; Naegleriidae. The transcript has a single exon. The record is from RefSeq and is a predicted model, not a curated record. Bases 1 to 1638 code for a protein of 545 amino acids.
AUGUCGUCACCUUUAAAGCUAUUAAUGAAGAGACGAAGCCAGAAUCGAUCUUUUGGUGACGGCAAACAGUCGCCAACAAAGUUUGACCCAAAGAAAUAUUCAGUACAGUUUGAUGCCCUAUUGCAAGUAGAUGAUGCCAGAGAACAUUUCUUCAGUUAUCUGAUUAAUGUUUCUGAUUGUCAAGAAAUAGUUGUCUUUCUUAAGGAUUUCGAACAAUAUAAGCAUGAAUACAAGUUGAAAACCAUCCGAAAGAAGGCACUUUUCAAAACUGAAAAGAUGGAAGCUUCACUCCAAACCAAUAUCAAUUAUUUGUACAAUAACUUUCGAGCAUUCUUUAAGAAACAUUUAGAAAGUUUUACCCUUAACUUAUCGAGUACCCUCAUCCAAAAAGCCAAAGAGAUGAAUGAAGAACUUGAGAAUCUCAUGAAAAGCAAACUGAGCCGUGUGAGUUCGCUGCCAUCUCUCAAAGAAUCUCGCUCAAGUAGUAACACCACCACAAAUAGAAUACUGCAAUUACUUAAUCCUGAGUUUACUUUUGAGGGUAUACGACUUUCCAUAUUGCACGAUAUGAUGCAAGAUCAAUUUCCAAGGUAUUUAACGAGCAAUGAUUUACAAGAAUUGUUAACAGAGCAAGGUGAAGAAUUCACCCGUCGUAUAGCCAUAAGUAACGAAAAGGGAAGGAUUGACUUUCGAAUGAAAUCCAAUGAUUUUGUUGGUGAUGAAAUCACUCCAAGAUACAUCUAUGGAGCUUUUUCUCUAUCUGAGGCCUCAGAUUGCUGGGAAUUGGUUCACGAGUCACAGGAGCCAUCCGUACUAUCGACCUAUCUCUCUAAUACUGACUUUAGUAUUGGCAAGCGAGAAACAACUGGCCUCAAAUGUUACAAACAUGUCUUCAAUUUGGACAUGGAGAGAGAUUUCAUCUUUGCCUUGUAUGCCUCAUCAGAGAGUAGAUGUAAAUUAGAUAUUGAAGAGAAAUCUCACCUUCUCGGCUUCAAAAGUGGCACACAAAACAAGACCCUCUCCUGUACAAAGAGUAAGACCAUUCUCUCCUUUGACUAUGCAGGAAUUAAGAUGAAGGACAGAGCUCUCUACACUACCAAUGCAACAGUCUACGAUGCAGAAUUGGAUUGCAUCAUAACCAUUCACAAAAGCUAUGGUGAUAACAACAAUGAAUUGGAACAAUCGGAGAAUGAAGUGAGAGCUGAUGCUCUUGUAGUUCGUUUCUUCUAUCGAUUGGGUCCUCACUCCACAAGGCUGAUUGUUAUUGUCUUUUCCGAUAUGAAGUUUCCAUUGCAAACCUCCAUGUUCUCUACCAUGAUGAUUAAAAGGAGAGCAAAGGCUUUGAGAACAUCAUUACUCGAUGCAGCACCAUUAUUCUAUGAAAAGUGGUUGGAUUACAGGAGUAGGCAAUAUUUGGUGAAUCAACAUGAUGAUGGCAACGAUGAGAAUAAUUAUCCUCCAUCGCAACCACAACAACAACAACAGCAGGAAGAAGAAGAUUGCAUGUUGAAUGUCGACAAAAUGUUUCGCAUCAGUAAUGAUGAUGAAUUUUUAGCCUAUCGAUGCUUGAAGGAAAACAUUCAGACCUUUGGCUCUUGCGAGUGGUACAAAGCCUAUCGAGAACAGAAAGGAAGUUGA